Molecule: messenger RNA, 690 nt
Organism: Rosa rugosa (rugosa rose)
Lineage: Eukaryota; Viridiplantae; Streptophyta; Magnoliopsida; Rosales; Rosaceae
Product: em protein H5
Exons: 3
Coding region: 233-487 (84 amino acids)
Biological process (GO): response to abscisic acid
Cellular component (GO): cytosol
Source: RefSeq, a predicted model, not a curated record
GCAGAAAGAAGCUGCGAUGAUCGUGCUGCGGUUUGAGAGCAGCAGUUCUGAGUAUAACAGCAGUUCGUACUCGAGCAGCAGUUGCGGUCAGUUGAGCUUGGUGAGCAAGAGGUGAACACCGGCAACGGAACCAAGCAAGAGCUAAAGCACAUGAGGUCAUCGACGUUAUUACAGAUUAGGUUUUCGAGCAUACGACAUUGCAUUUCGCGAGGUGAAUCCAGGAAUCAGAAGCAUGACUUCGCAGCAGGAAAGGUCUGAGCUGGACGAGAGGGCCAGGCGAGGAGAGACUGUGAUCCCCGGCGGGACUGGCGGCAAAAGCCUUGAAGCUCAGGAACACCUUGCUGAAGGGAGGAGCAAAGGAGGGCAGACGAGGAAGGAGCAGAUAGGGCAGGAAGGGUACCAGGAAAUGGGCCGCAAGGGAGGGCUGAGCACUGGGGACGAGUCCGGCGGAGAACGCGCCGCUCGGGAUCGAGGGUAUUCCGAUUGACGAGUCCAAGUACAAGACCAAGCAAGGACUAGGAGGGUUUUAAACUUUUAAUGCAGCUUAUGCAUAUAGUAAGUUGUGCAUGUAUUUAAUCAGUAUCGGAUAGUACUCUAGGGUUUUGGGAAGUUGGAAUAAUGGAAUGUAUAAACUGGUCCUGUGAUAGCUAUUGCUGUGAAUCCUGUCAUUGCACGGUACUUAGUUUCUUG